Molecule: messenger RNA, 1478 nt
Organism: Cajanus cajan (pigeon pea)
Lineage: Eukaryota; Viridiplantae; Streptophyta; Magnoliopsida; Fabales; Fabaceae
Product: YCF20-like protein (DUF565)
Source: RefSeq, a predicted model, not a curated record
GUGGAAAAGGGUGAGGGCAAGACACCGUUCCCAAAGUGUACGUUUUGUUCGGAAAUGAUAACAGCUUCAAUUGAUACAACUUCGCACCCUAAUUUCACACUAAAUUCUCCCUUUGCUCUCAUCAACAAUACACACAGAGUGAGGACUCUGCAUGUUAUUUGCAACUAGGAUGGCACCCUCCAGUUGUAUGACUAGUGCCAAAGUUAAAUCUCUUGAUUACAUCGGUUCAGGUGUUUCUAAAGUUGGUAUUGCUGCAUUCCUUUACAAAACCAUGUUUGGCCAGAAGCAAUGCUCUCCAUGCUUCUCCAGUUUUGCUCAACCUUGUUUAACUGUCAAUUUCAAGAGGAUGACUUGGUCAGUUAGGAGCAGCAUAAAUGACAGCAGUUUUAGUCCUUCCACUUCAAAUGGCACUAAUGGAAGGACACGCAUAAUUAGAGUGAUUCAAGAGUUUCAGACCAAGUUAGGUUCUAAAAUUCAGGAGGUAAAGAAAAAUCUUCCAAUGAAGCUGCUUUUCUUCUUGGUUGGAUUUUAUUGUGCAACGGCCUUUGCCACUGUUAUUGGACAAACUGGUGACUGGGAUAUUCUAUCUGCUGCCUUGGCUGUGGCUGUUGUGGAAGGCAUUGGGGCUCUCAUGUACAAUGCUUCUAUUCCUUUACUUAGCAAGAACAGGAGCCUUAUUUCCGUGUUUAAUUAUUGGAAGGCUGGCCUUACACUGGGACUUUUCUUAGAUUCCUUCAAAUAUUGAUUUGAUUUCAUUAUUGGAUGCAGCAAUCCCUACCGUAUGAAUUGAAAUUUCCGAGUGUUCUUUUGAUGCUUGGCAUUUUUUCUGCAAUUGACUCAUUGUCAUUGUGGCAAUCGGUCACCACCGAAGUUACUCUUCACUGGAGAUAAGUUGGAGCUAGUUAAACAUCAAAGCUUAAAAUCCCUGAAAAUCAGGAGGUGGAUGAUCAUACAUAGAUCAACUUGGCCAUGGUUUUGACUAGGGCAUUUUAAAGCACAUUGAAACAUUCAACAACUUCAAAUUUUAGAAUAAACCCCAACAUGUCAUGUCACUGCUUCAGUCCCAUAUUCCUAAGUUUCAUUCGUGUAUCCGUCUUGGCAUCAGAUCCUUGCUAGUAGUGGGAUUGCUGGAAUUCACUUUGCAGGGGCAUUCAGAGUUAAGACAAAUUGGAACAUUAUGUGGAAUUGUGAACCUUUUUGCAAUAAAUACGGCACUGUUCUAUCACAUGAGAGAUGUGACUCUUACAUACCGAGGAAGCUCAGAUUGCUACUGACUGGUUAUAUCAAAAUCAAGUUUGGUACAAAUAAUGCAAAUUGUCACAAAUAGAUUUAGAAAUGUGUUUGUGGACCAUCAUUUUUACUAGAACAAUGAAAUAAUUGUACAAUGCACUAUGUGCAUGUCUUCCAGACUCCAUCAAGAACUGCAAUAAUGCCAUUUGUUGAAUCAUUGAGUUACUAGAGGGUCUUUGAAAAGCUAU